This is a messenger RNA of Anopheles stephensi (Asian malaria mosquito), 1590 nucleotides long. RefSeq names its product spore wall protein 2-like. The record is from RefSeq and is a predicted model, not a curated record. NCBI's taxonomy places the organism in Eukaryota, Metazoa, Arthropoda, Insecta, Diptera, Culicidae. Bases 367 to 1590 code for a protein of 407 amino acids. The transcript has 4 exons.
ACUGUCCACCAGAGCGAAAGGUAAAUCUCGAGCCUGUCAAACCAGGAGUUAGUUAUUUUAUUGAGUUUCCGUACCCUCGAGCCGCGGGGAGCGAAAAGUGAGGUUAUGUUUAAAUUAUCAUUUCUCGUAAAUAGUCGUGAAUAGGAACGUUCAUGAGCAAACAACAGUGCCAAUAAUAGGAGCGCAGCCCAAGAAUAGUCGGCGAAUACGGUUCAGAAUCAGUGCACGUACACCGAGGACGGUCGGUCUGUUGUCGCAUUAAGGUGAAGGCACCACCCUUUCUCCGGCGAAACGAGAAUUCGCAGCCUACCAGGAAGGUGCGGGCCUCGGAACGACCCACCCACACGGUCGGUUGGUUGGUGCGAAAUGGAAAUACCUUGUAAAGGUGGUCGGCAUCUUUCGAGCAGCAGCAGCAGCAGCAGCAGCAGGAGCACUUUGCUAAUUGUGCUGCUGGUCGCCAUCAGCAUCCGGCCGUGUGUUGCCACCUUCUUCUGGCUACGCCCAGCGCCCACCGACUCCCCAAUAUCGGGCGACCCACCGAACGGUUGGCGACCGCCGGCGUUGGUACCGGGCGCGAUCCUUCCGCCCGGUGGCUCCGAUGGGCCUAAGAAACCGCAAGGGAGCUCUCAGGAUUUGCUACGCUUGCCUCAGAUCCUUUGCAACUAUGCGGCGACCGGUCGUUGGCCGUCUUAUCCACCGUACCUGCAGGCAGCCAUCGUUGACCUUGGCCGGCACGUAUUUGCCCUCGAUGACCCCGGUGUACGCCAGUACUGUGUCAAUUACGUACGGAUUGGCUUCGUCCGGAGACCCUGCUGUGCCUACCCAGUGUAUCCAAUUUACAUAAUGCCCGGUGGAAAAACUACUACGGACACUUCGAUCGAGACGGAUGUGGUGACAGGUAUUACCAGUGUACCGGAUGAGGCAGAUGAAGGUGCGCAGGGUGGUGAUGGAGACGAAGAUGGCGAUGGAGAGGGCGAAGAGGAUGACGAUGGAGAUGGUGAAGAAGAUGGAGAAGAGGAUGGUGAUGGAGACGAAGAUGAAGGAAAUGAGGAAGGCGAUGGAGAAGAUGGAGAAGAUGAUGAUGAAGAUGGUGAUGACGAUGGAGAAGAAGAUGGUUAUGGAGAUGGAGGAGAAGAAGAUGGUGAUGGCGAUGGAGGGGAUGAAGAUGGCAGCGAAGAAGGAGAUGAAGGGGGAGAUGACGAUGGAGAAGGAGAAGGUGAUGGCGAUGGAGAAGAAGAUGGCGAUGGAGAAGAAAAUGGCGAUGGAGAAGAAAAUGGCGAAGGAGAUGCAGAGGAAGAUGGAGAAGGUGGAGAAGAAGAAGGUGGUGGAGAAGGAGAAGAAGGAGACGAAGGAGAAACAGAAGAAGGAGAAGGAGAAGAAGAAGAAGGUAGUGAAGGAGGCGAAGGAGAAGGUGAAGAAGGAGAUGGUGGAGAAGGUGGCCACCCGGGACACAUCGGUUCCCUGUAUCCGUACUUCCGAAACCCCGGUGAUGGUGGUGAAACUAGUGGCAGCGAACGCGAACAAGAAGAUCGGUCCGUGUUCUUCUGCCACAUCCUCACCGCCGUGCCGAUAUUGUGCGCCGUCCGCUAA